Molecule: messenger RNA, 1356 nt
Organism: Fraxinus pennsylvanica
Lineage: Eukaryota; Viridiplantae; Streptophyta; Magnoliopsida; Lamiales; Oleaceae
Source: the annotation of a GenBank genome assembly
AUGGCCGAACCUAAAUCUAACAUCUUCGUCUUCUUCUUAAUUUCUUCUAUUUUUUCUGUCCAUUCCUUAACCCUUUCCUCAGAUAUUAUAGCCCUCAAAUCCUUCAUAUCUGCCAUUAAACCUACCUCCAUACCUCCCAAUUCUUGCCUCCGCACUUGGGAUUUCUCUACCGACCCUUGCUCCGUUCCUAGAGUCACUCAUUUCACCUGUGGCGUCACUUGCAGUGGAAACAGGGUGGUUCAACUCACCCUCGAUUCACAGGGCUACUCAGGAACACUCACUCCAUUCCUUGCAAAUUUAACUCGACUCAUCACCCUCGAUCUCACAGAGAAUAAUUUCUACGGCCCAAUUCCGUUUUCUAUUUUCUUUCUUCCUAAUCUGCAAAACUUGAUCCUUCGAGUCAACUCGUUCUCUGGUGUAAUCCCACCUUCUGUCACCUCCCUUAAGUCUCUGAAAUUUCUUGAUCUUUCGCGAAAUUCACUUUCUGGGUCGUUGCCGAACUCGAUGAACUCGCUCACCAGCUUGGCGAGACUGGACCUGAGCUACAACAAACUCAUUGGGUCUCUCCCGAAGCUCCCUUCCAACCUUAACGAACUCGCUUUAAAAGCUAAUUCCUUAACAGGAUCUCUUUUUUAUUCAUCAUUCAAUGCGCUAAUUCAGUUGAUGGUGGUGGAACUCGGUGAAAACUCCUUCACCGGAACUCUCGAUGCUAGGCUCUUCCUCUUACCCUCCUUACAGCAAAUCGAUUUAGCCAAUAAUAGCUUUACAGGUAUUAUUGUCCCAAAGCCUCCUACAAACUUCAACAGCCAACUCGUCGCUGUAAAUCUGAGUUUCAACAGGAUUAAUGGAUUUUUACCUGCGAAUUUCACUUAUUACCCUAUGCUGCGGUCUCUGGGACUGAGUUACAACCAGUUACGUGGACCAAUCCCGAAAGAGUACAGCAAGAAGGGCUCAUUACAGAGGUUGUUUCUUGACGGGAAUUUCUUGAACGGAUCUCCGCCGGCGGAAUUUUUCUCCGGCAACACGGCUGUUACUGGUAGCUUGGGGGACAACUGCUUGACGAGUUGCCCGGUUUCUUCGCAACUUUGCUCAAAAUCCCAGAAACCUGCUUCGAUUUGCCAGCAGGCUUACGGUGGGAAACCAAGCAAGAAGGGCUCAUUGCAGAGGUUGUUUCUUGACGGGAAUUUCUUGAACGGAUCUCCGCCGGCGGAAUUUUUCUCCGGCGACACGGCGGUUACUGGUAGCUUGGGGGACAACUGCUUGACGAGUUGCCCGGUUUCUUCGCAACUUUGCUCAAAAUCCCAGAAACCUGCUUCGAUUUGCCAGCAGGCUGACGGUGGGAAACCAAGGUCUUGA